This is a messenger RNA of Onychostoma macrolepis, 11229 nucleotides long. RefSeq lists its product as uncharacterized. The transcript has 2 exons. The coding region runs from base 4651 to 5748 and encodes 365 amino acids. The record is from RefSeq and is a predicted model, not a curated record. NCBI's taxonomy places the organism in Eukaryota, Metazoa, Chordata, Actinopteri, Cypriniformes, Cyprinidae.
AUGAAAAUAUACAGUUAUGAUGUUUGUUUUGUUUUUUUUCAAAUGAUUUUGUCGGAAUAGUUUUGCAUCAAAUACAAUGUAAUUUUCGGCAGUCGAGAUCUGGCAGCAAUAGCGCAUUUUUCCGCUUGGGCGAGCGCUUCGCGGACAGCUUUCCUUGCGCAUGAAAUCAGCCGCAUACCAACAAAACACUGAGAACGCGCUACAAUCCUGACGAGUCAUAGCCACAGAGCGGAGGCGCCAAAGCUGCGGAGAACCCGCUUACCCUGAAGCUUCCGUCACUGACUAGAUUUACAGAAAAUGACCGCUGUUUUUCAUAAAUUAAUUUUACGUACUUAUUCCCAACGCUUUAUUAAGCUUUAAGUCACAUCUCAAAUGAUAAGGUAUCAAUUUAUAAUCCUAUUUAUAUUAAUUAGCCCGUGAACUCAUUCUCUCAGACGGCCUGGGUAUGCGGUGCAUUCGCAGCUUAUAUGGACGGAACGCCACUGCUAGAAAGCAUUUUGUUGUGCCAGAACAUUUGAUUAAUUUAGUGUUUUCCACUUACAACUACCCUUUUCACGACCUUUUUUCAGCCUUAAUUACAGUUUAACAGUCAUUACAAAUCAUUUUUAUGACAUUAGCUAUGUUUCCAUCCAAAAAUUCGAAUUUAACACAAAACUGGAAUAUCGCAUAAAAACAUAUGUGAUUAAAGCACCGUUUCCAUCCAACGAGUCAAAGUGAACUUCCUGGUAAACUGUGGCACUAAAUAUCACUAAGAAUAUAGGAGAAGCCACUGAAUAUAAUAAUUUUCAUAGCCUAUAUGAUAUAAAUUAUUUGCGCCUCAGAGAGAGCAGACGAGACACAAUAAAUGCUGUCACUGCGUUCGGAGGUGGAUGCCAGCUGUUUGAGAACACAGUCGUGUAAGACAAUUAUACAGAAAUACUUUGAUGACAGCCCAGAUAUCAAGAAUCUUUGGGCCAAAUGUGGCCGAUAGCUGGCACAUAUGGCUUAGAUAUGGCAUGGCUGAACAGAUAUGGCCCAUAUAUGUUUUACCAUAAGUUUAGAAUUUGCGGGAAAUACUUGCUUGGUUCACUGCUCCUUUUGAGGUAUAUGGUCCAGAUAACAACAAACACAUAAGAACCAAGUAAGGUUUAGCUACGGCUGACAUUGGUAAACAUCGACAUCUGGCUAAUAUUUGGAUUACACUUGGAAAACACAUCAAGUUUGGCGGAGGUCCGGCAGGCCGCGCCAAUUUGACCGAAAGACGGCUUCUUCCCUUUUCAGUGCAUCAGGUAAGUGAUAUUUUGGCAUUUUUAAGUGAUUUUAUUUAAGUAUUCAUCAUUAUGUGUCAGUAGUGGGAGUUAUUAAAUGUUUAGUUAUUUGUUUAAUCGAGAAAAGCGUCGAGUUAGAUAAUUUUACUUCGUUGAAUUUUACUUCGUUUGCGUAGCCCUCUGACAAUUUCCAAUAAUCACGCAAUUCGGGUUAAUGCAAAAAUACUUAUUUUAGAUAGAUAUUGAUUUGUGAAAACGUUUAAAAAGCAUUUUGUCACGUUUCAGUGUUUUUCACUGCUCUGUGGUAACAUUAUGGUAAAAGACAGGCUGUCCUGACCUAAUGUAAAAGAUAACGGUCGAAGCCAUUAGAAAAAUCAUCUUAUAAUUCUAAAAAUGGCAUAUUUGUAGUUUCUUAGUUGUCCCGAUUUCAAAAUAUUUCCUGUUUGUUUUUAACCAUUAACGUUAGGUCAGCAGUUUUCAAAGACUUUAAUGUAAGAGCCUGUAAUAAUACGGUUUGACCAGUGUGGUGCUGCCUGUAGUGCAAGACUGUAAUUCAGCGCUCCUGGAUGCAAUUCAAAAGAAGAAGAGACACAGCGCUUAUCACACAUAUCAUACAUAUCUAUGGCUCUUAUGACAGUCGGAGCGUGAGAGCGGCGAUUACAUGUAAAUAUGUGCUGCGAUAUUAGACAUUCUGAUUGUAUUUUUAGCACAUGACCAAUUCCAACCCACAUCAAUCUUUAUAACUACUAUACUAAUAAACAGUCAAACCAAAAUUUAUUCAGACACCUUCAACAUCUCACAUUAUCACAGUUUAUUCUCUAUAGUUUAGAAAAUGGUAAUAAAAUAUGACAAGAACUCAAGAGUUACACAAGAGUUACCAUUCAUCUUGAUAAUGCCAUCCUUCUGUUAGACUGUCUCACAAAUGAAUUCGUUUGAAUAGCUGUCAACUGUUAAAUUUAAGUACACAAUUAGAUAAUACCAAUUUAGGUCAACUAAUUACCAAGCAAUGCUUCAUUUUGUUCAGUCUGUGGUACAAAGAAUAAACACUGUGGUAAAGAAUAAGCACUUAAACAAAACUUGGUCAGGUCAAAGUGUCUGAAUAAUUUUUGGUCCUAGUUUUUAUCAAUUUUAUUGGUAGUCCACUGUCUGAAGAAUUUUUGGGUAUAAUAUGUCACAGUUUACUUUAUUUUGCUAUCCUCACUUACAUAAAUUAACUAUAGCGUCCUGCACCCACUAGUAAAAAAAAAAAAAAAAAAAAAAUUAUAUCUGGUGUCUGAACAAUUUUUGGUUUGACUGUAGUUCAGUUUCAGAGAUUAUAACCAUUAUAUCAUUAACCAAUAGACAAUUUAAUAGUAUAUAGUCAACAAUGCUGUCUGUACUUUUAAAGGUAUACUGAAAAUUCUCUCUCAAUUGCUCACCACCUAAACGAAAUUAAGUAUUACAGCCUAAUUCAUGUUAAAUUCCCUUAGAGUGAAGUAUUAACAUACUAGUAAAAUAGAUUCAAAGCUUUACUGGCAUGAUUGUCACUUAUAACAAAACAAAUAUGGUACAGUACUUCAAAUUUAAAACAGAUAAUACAGAAUACUAACUGAGUAAAGAGAUUCAUGGCAUGAAGUAGAAAGUCAUAUAACAUUGACUGAUAGAAAUAUCAUACAAUGAAACAGUAGAAUGGUUUAAAAGACUUUGGUGAAAUGUAAAAAGUGCAUAUACAAAACUGUUUUAUUCAUGUAUUAACUACAAAUUAUAAUAAUUCUACAUAAUAUAUUAUAAUAAAUGAUGUAAUAUGAGAGCUGUGUGGCUAAUGUGAGACCUCUCUUUCAGACAUGCUAGAUGAAGACCAUCAUGUUGCAACAUCUCCUCUAACAGAAACAAACACUGUCAUGGUUGGUGGUUUUCCGCAUGACUACAUGCACCUGUUUUGUCUUGGGGUGAUGCGGAGACUUUUAGAUCUUAGGCUGAGUUCAGGGCCGCUGUGUCAAGUAAUCUCAGAUGACUUUGCUCGUAAACCAAGACCACUAGCCCACAGACUGAGGUGGAAAGCUACAGAACUCAGGCAGUUCUUGUUAUACACUGGUCCAGUAGUCCUUUGUAACAUACUGGCCUCACCAGUGUACAGUCGUUUUAUGCUUUUAUCAGUUGCAGUUCUCAGUCGGAAAUUCUGCUUUCUGUUGAACGACUUUGCUCACACGUCUAGUGUCUUUUGUUGAACAUUUCAGUGUGUUAAAUGGGCAGGAAUUUGUGUGUUACAAUGCCCAUGGAUUAGUGCACCUCUCUGAGGAUGUGAAGCUACAUGGGAAUUUAGAUGAGUUUUCUGCUUUUCCAUUUGAAAAUUAUCUGGGAUCUUUAAAAAAAAACUUGUGAGAAGACCUUGCAAUCCUUUGGCCCAAGUCAUUCGCAGAUUAUCAGAAAUAAAUGCCCAGGAAAAAAUAGUACAGUAGAGCAUGAAUAGCCUCAGACGUGAACACAACGAUAGCCCUGAUUUUUUUCAAAAUCAGUUCAGCAGUUUAAUGAGCUCGUUCCUGAUGGUUUAGUCAUCAAAACAACAGAUUGGAGACAAUUGUGUGAACAUACAGAACUGUGUUGCCAUUGUUGUGAACAUUAUUUUGAGUGGAGGAAAGACAUUUUUGGUAUACAAGUAGUAUAGACAUAGAAGCUCUUUUUUUGACCAUCCAAUGAAUUCAUGUGACUUGGGAAUUUUUGUUGUGAGGGAACUCUCUGAGGACUUGCACAUCUCAGAGUUUGAUGGCAAUAUUGAGAAGUAUGUUAGGUUGCCUCUCCGAGACGGUUUUUGUUGUUUUACCACACUGCACAGACUGCAGAUGAUUUAAUGUGGAGUAUGUGGCGAUAAACUGGUAGACACUCUGAUGUUGGUAAGUAUGUUUCCAAAUUAUGUUUUUAUUUAUUUCCACAGUGCCAGUUCAUUCAAGUGUCCAUCCAAUAAAAGUAUUCGCUUCCAGUAGUUUGGAGGACAUUUUCAAGAAAAAAUUUUUAGACUCUUUGCCUCCCGCUGCCAGCAGUUUACAUUCCGGAGAUGGGAAAACACAGCUGCCUAUAUUCAAACAGACAAGAGAAAAUGCCUCUUGUGGAAUCUACUUGCUGAAUGAACUGCCACAGACUUCUACAAAGGAUUGCGGUUCUUGAAACAAAGUUACUUGCUGGACCUCCAAAACAGGUGGAACACACAGCAGAUCGUCAUCACGGACCCCCGCAGCAUACAGCCGGUGAGUCCUGUGAAUCUAGUGAAUCUCAACAGUUUAUACAAAGUGUAGAGGAACAAGCUGAAACUGAUCGACAGACUAAUCGAUGGCACGAACAGGGAGCGAGACCCAAAGGCACUUGAGACAUCAGAUUGUCACGAGUAUCUCGUAUUGCUGCGGUAGCAUCCUCUACCCCAGAUACGGCUAUGACAAGACUUGUAAACACUGGCAUUUUACAACCCCCUAUACAUCUUGAGAACAGAUUUGAAGCAUUAAUGAAUGUGGGUGAGGAAUCCCCAAAUGUGAUUGAACAUGGAUUGAAUCAGCCAGCAACUAACAUCGCUACUAACAGGCGCUCGAGGUCGAGCAGACAGCGGCAUUCAGCUCAGAGCGCAGCCGAGACCAGGACUCUGAUAGCGGGAGACUCUAUUAUCAGAAACAUCAGUAGCAGGACUACAACUACAUGCUGCUUUCCUCAAGCAACCGUCUCUGAUGUGAACAAGGAACUUUGGAACAUUCUGAUGAAGCACAAGACUGCAAAUCGAAUCAUCAUCCAUGUGGGGAAGAACGAUAUUCGGAAAGAGCAGUCAGAACUGCUUAAGAAGGAUUUCAGUGAACUCUUUGAAACACUUCAAGGACUUGAAGUUCAGUCGUUCAUCAGUGGACCACUCCCAGCAAGAGGAACUAACAUGUUUUCACGGCUGCUUGGGCUGAAUACAUCGCUACAAAGAACCUGCAGUACAAAAGGAGUCAACUUCAUCGACAACUUCAAUCUUUUCUGGGGCCAUAGACAGCUGUUUAAACUGGAUGGCCUCCACUCAACCAAUCUUGGUGCAAGAGUGCUAAAGGACAAUAUCUAUUUCUCCCUCCGUCAUCCUUCAGUGGUGUGUGCCAAUCCACUCGGCCUCAAAGGCACACACACACCUGGACAGAAUAUGAGUGACCACAGGACUUCAUGUCAGCCUCAGAGUCAUCUUAUGGUUGACACAUCCCACAAGGACACUGAUAACACCACGAAGCCAAAACAAGCUCUCCUCACAGAUGCUAUCUUGGCUGAGCCCUGCCCACACAGCUCAUCACAGACAGACUGUGACGUACUACAACAGAUCCAAGACUCAGCACCCAAGGACGACUUUCUGGAAAACAGCCAGGGAAGCCAGGACAACAUUUCACAGCCACCGGAAACACCAGAGCCAGAGCUCAUCUCACCAGACACACUAUCCCUCUCUCCAGAAUCUCCACUUCUAAGCUUCUCACAGAAAAUGGAGGAACUGGUGUAUGCUGGGACCAAACUCUCUCAGUGAUAUGUGUCGGGUCCCCGCUAUAUUAGCAGCAACACUCACAAAUGUUCACAGAACAAGCGGGAACCCAGUGUGCCUGUAGCCUUCUAUAUUUCUGUUUUAUCACGUGAUAGAAAGUCUAAGGCCCUCUCAAGCCGUACGGCUGACCCAUCUAAUCUGCGGCCUGUAAUGCGUCAAUCUAAGAUUGCUGUAGAGACAAAAUGUAAUUCCAUAAAGUUUGCAUUUUUAAACAUUCGCUCACUAAAAAAUAAAUCAUUUCUGAUCAAUUAUUUAAUAACCACAAACAACCUGGAUUUUAUGUUUCUAAAUGAAACAUGGCUUGAAGACAGCUGCAGUGCAACAGUCCUCAAUGAAACAGCGCCUCCUAACUUUAGUUUUACAAGUGUCUGCAGGACUGUUAGGAGAGGUGGAGGUGUAGCUGCUCUAUUUAAAGAUGUUUAUCAAUGCAAGCAAGUGUCAUUUGGUCAGUACUUGUCCUUUGAAUAUCUAGGUAUUGUGCUGAAAGGUGCUCCACGCAUUCUGUUUAUCAUUAUUUACAGGCCUCCAAAAUACUCUCCAGCCUUUGUUGAAGAGUUCACAGAACUGUUAUCAAUGAUUUCCUCAGAGUUUGACUGUUUUACUAUUGCAGGGGAUUUUAAUAUUCACAUAGAUAAUGCAGAAAUCAAAACUGCAAAAGAAAUUAUAACUGUUUUAAACACUUUUGAUCUGAUUCAGCAUGUGCAUGGACCCACACACAAUCGUGGACACACUCUAGAUUUACUCAUCAGUAGAGGUCUAAACAUUUCAUCCAUUGUUAUUAAGGAUGUAGCACUAUCUGAUCACUUCUGUAUUUUCUUUGAUAUACUGAUCUCUGUUAACACUGAAUCUAGAUCUGUCUCUGUCAGAAAGAGAUGCAUUAAUGAGAACACUAGUGCGCUAUUUAUGAAGGCUAUAUCUUUAACACCAAGCAUUUCUGCAGACUCUGUUGAUCUUCUCCUGGAUUCAUUUAACUGAAAAGUUAAAAAUGUUAUUGAUGAUGUUGCUCCGGCAAGGGUCUGCAAGAAGAAUGGCAGACAAAAAUCACCAUGGAGAAAAUCAACAGCAGUUCAGAGUAUGAAAAGACAAUGCAGAAAAGCUGAGCGGAUGUGGCAGAAGACGAAACUUGAAAUUCACUAUAGCAUCUAUAAAAACAGCCUUCAUGCUUUCAAUGUGGAACUAGCCACAGCUAGACAGACCUUCUUCUCAAACCUUAUAAACAGUAACUUAAAGAAUUCUUGCACUCUUUUUGCUACUGUCGAGAGACUGACAAACCCCCCAAGUCAGAUUCCCAGUGAAAUGCUCUCCGACAGUAAAUGCAAUGAGUUUGCUUCCUUCUUUUCUGAGAAGAUCAAUAAUAUCAGAAAGGAGAUUGGCAUAUCUAGUUAUGCAGAGGUCACACAGAUUCAACCGCAAUUUCAAAAAGAAGUGACUAUGUCUGUUUUUGAAGAAAUUUAUAGCAAAAUUUUGAACGAAAUAGUACAGCACCUUACAUCGUCAACAUGCUAUCUUGACACACUUCCCACAUCUUUUUUCAAAAGUGUGCUUAUCUGUUUAGAGGCAGAUCUCUUAGAAGUGGUGAACGCCUCACUUAUUUCUGGGACUUUUCCAAACUCCCUGAAAACUGCAGUUGUUAAGCCCCUUCUGAAAAAGCGCAAUCUUGAUAACACAAUGUUGAACAACUAUAGACCAAUAUCAAAUCUUCCUUUCAUAGGUUAGAUUAUUGAAAAGGUAGUUUUUAAUCAGCUGAACAACUACUUAAACUCAAAUGGAUACCUGGACAAUUUUCAAUCUGGUUUCCGAGCACAUCAUAGCACAGAGACAGCACUCAUUAAGAUAAUAAAUAAUAUUCGCUUCAAUUCUGAUUCUGGCAAAAUAUCAGUGCUGGUACUACUAGAUCUUAGUGCUGCGUUUGACACUGUUGAUCAUAACAUACUUCUAGAGAGACUGGAAAACUGGGUUGGGCUUCCUGGGAUGGUACUCAAAUAGUUCAGGUCAUACUUAGAAGGGAGAGGUUAUUAUGUGAGUAUAGGAGAGCAUAAGUCUAAGUGGAGUCCCACAAGGCUCAAUUCUUGCACCACUCUUGUUUAGCCUGUAUAUGCUCCCACUAAGUCAAAUAAUGAGAAAGAAGCAAAUUGCCUAUCACAGCUAUGCUGAUGAUACCCAGAUUUACCUAGCCUUAUCUCCAAAUGACUAUAGCUCCACUGACUCCCUUUGCCAAUGCAUUGAUGAAAUAAACUGUUGGAUGUGCCAGAACUUUCUUCAGUUAAACAAGGAGAAAACUGAAGUCAUUGCAUUUGGAAACAAAGAUGAAGUUCUCAAGGUGAAUGCAUACCUCGACUCUAGGGGUCAAUCAACUAAAAACCAAGUAAAAAAUCUUGGGGUGAUUCUGGAGACAGACCUUAGUUUUAGUAGUCACGUCAAAGCAGUAACUAAAUCAGCAUACUAUCAUCUCAAAAACAUUGCAAGAAUUAGAUGUUUUGUUUCCAGUCAAGACUUGGAGAAACUUGUUCAUGCCUUUAUCACCAGCAGGGUGGAUUAUUGUAAUGGUCUCCUUCCAAAGAAGACCAUUAGACAGCUGCAGCUCAUCCAGAACGCUGCUGCCAGGAUUCUGACUAGAACCAGAAAAUCUGAGCAUAUCACACCAGUCCUCAGGUCCUUACACUAGCUUCCAGUUACAUUUAGGAUUGAUUUUAAAGUACUUUUACUCGUUUAUAAAUCUCUAAAUGGCCUAGAACCUAAAUACAUUGAAUAUAAACCUAACAGACCACUCAGAUCAUUAGGAUCAAGUAAGUUAGAAAUACCAAGGGUUUACACAAGAGUCUGCUUUCAGCUAUUAUGCCACCCGCAGUUGGAACCAGCUUCCAGAAGAGAUCAGAUGUGCUAAAACAUUAGCCACAUUUAAAUCCAGACUCAAAACUCAUCUGUUUAGCUGUGCAUUUGUUGAAUGAGCACUGUGCUACGUCCGAACUGAAUGCACUAUGUAUAAUCAUUUUCUAUUCUUAAAUGUUUUAAAUUCUUUUUAAAUCACUUUGUUUUUAUUGUUGUGAUUAUUAUUAUUUUUAAUUCCUUAUUAUUAUUUUUAAUGACUAUUUCACUUCCUUUUAUGUAAAGCACUUUGAAUUACCACUGUGUAUGAAAUGUGCUAUAUAAAUAAACUUGCUUUGCCUUGCCAUUAGUAGAGACUCCAAGACCAGGGCCCGUAUUUAUCAAGCUUCUCAAAGUGCCAUUUUUAGAAAUUUACUCCUACUUUCAAAUUUAAGUAUAAAAGCAAGUUAUCAAAUUUCUUAAAGCUUAGAAUCACUCUUAGGCUAAUGAUACACAGGGAAACUUUGUGAGCAAUGUUGCCAGGCAUCUUUGGGUAAUGUUGCCGCCAACAGGCAACCAGGUGAGACACAGGGCCCAUGACCGAUUUAAAGAUCUAAAGACUGAUCUAAAGACUUCCAGAUAGAUAUUUGUUAAAUACUCUCAAUGGGAAAGUGCCCAAGCAACGUUGCUCAAAAACAGUUGUCCAAUGUAUCAUCAGCCUUACUCUCCCAGUUAUUUAAAACAGCUUGAGAGGUCUCUCAAGUGGUUAGGAGUUGCCAGAAGGGGCUUUUUUUUUUUUGUCAACGCUGGUUAAUGUUGAGCUGAACUUGCCUUUUAUAACAUGUUUCCACUGUUCGACUAAUUCAGCAAGCAGUAAUGUCUUCCUCCCGCCAGUUCGGUUUUCUUUUGGAAUCAAUGAUGGCUGAUUAUAUCAUAAAAACUAAGCUAUAUAUAGGCUGGCCAGUUUAUGGCUGUGGUGAUAGACCAUAGUAUUGUGUCAGAGAUAUUGCCUGUUGCUGAUGCCCUUUACGAUAGCAAGACGAUUCCUAUUAUUAUUUAUUGUCUGUCAAAAUUACACUAGGCGCCUAUCUUUAGUGAUGCAGUGUGGAAAGCCACUUCUGGGACGCUUCAGAAACAUGCUAUGGCUGGUAUAAACAAGCAUUGACCAGUGUGGCCGUGAUCAACUCCGGUGGCUGUGUUGGAGCCGUAACGCGCUGCAGAUUUGUGCAGUCAGUGUAUUCAUCAUACAGCUUCACUGAUUAUAACGGGAGUGUUUUUUUAAAGUACAUAAUACUCACGCUACAUUGAAGUCAGUUAUGAUGUUCUUCAGUAAUGUAAAUUUUCUUUGCGCUUUUUCUGUAGCUGCUUUUUGAAAAACUGAGGAAAUCAUAAUUAGUAACUUACAAUGUUUCCAUUAAAUUAUUAUCAUGUUAAAUUCAAAUUAAGUCAUAUUAAAAACAUUAGGCUGAUUUUGGCAUUAUGCAGGAGUUGGUUCACUUACUGGCAAUGGAUCUAAGUGAGUAAAUAAUUAAAUUAGCACGAUAAUAUCAUUUAUCGGCGAUCUCACAGGCUGAUUUUGAUUUCUCAAUUCAUGACCCCUUUAAUGUCUUACUAUAAAUUUUAUUAUAAAUCUUAUCACUUAAGCCAGGCUCACACUAUAGGUAGGGCUGUUGCGGUUAAGGAAUUUCCCUUGCGGUAAUUUUGAGUGGCUCAAUAGCGCGGUAUGCGGUAUUACCGCGCAUAUAUAUAUAUAUAAUCUGUGUGUGUGUGUAUUACGAUGUAAGGAGGUCAUAUUCAGAUAAUAUAUAUAUAAAAAAUGGGAAGAUCUGAGAGCAUGUUUCGCCAAGAGGUGACAAGUUUUCAUCACCUCUCACCGUCUGCUGCUCAUAACUGCUUAAGAGUGCACUGGCUGCAAGCAAUGACGUAGUGAAGGCUAUGUCAGACCCACAGGCACAUUUAAUGAGAAAAGUUCAAGUGCACGUUUUAGCCAUAAGUUUCAUCUGAAUUGCACACAGAAGGCAGCAUUAUGUGUCCCACAACAAUUCUUAGCUGCUUACAGAUGGGACUGCCUAUUAAUCGGCCUAAUUUGCAGCACAAUCGAUGCCGGUGCCGAUUCAUUAAAUUCCAAAAAUCAGCCAACCUCAAUCAGUCGACCUCUAGUUAGGAUAUGUAUAACUCAAUAUUUUAACUAAUUGUAAAAGCUGAAUUAUUGAACAAAGCCUACUGAUUAAUCUGUGACAUAAUCAACAUCCCUAUUUAAAACACUUAUUUCUUGUAUGUUAUUUUUCAAAUGAUCAAAUAUCUCUUUCAGUACAUGCCAGUAGUAACUUGCACCCAUUUUUGUUUUUCUAUGAAAUGAAAAGCUUUAACUUUGAAGUCAUAAAUGAUAGUGAUGAUGAUGAUUAUGAGCAAAAUUUGAGAGCUCUGGUGCAGCCUCCAACAUUUCAGUCACUUAGUUCCCUUUGCCAGCCACCAGCCGGCAGCAAACCUUCAUUCUACAUUCCAGCUAGUCAGCCACCACUGACUCAUCAGCCAUCACACUACCAGCCAGCUAGUCAGCUACCAUCCCAGCAAAAACGUUAAUGUGGGGCCCACAUGGGUUUCACAUGGGCUACAGGGGUACAGAGUGGGCAUGGGCUCAAAAUGGGCAUCUUAUCUGGG